AUGCUAAUUGCUAGACCCGAAUACUUCACUAACCCCGACAGUAAAGAAAAAUGGUUAACAGCCUUACAUAAUAAAGUUAAAGAAAGCAAAGAAACCUUGGAACAAGUUAUUAAAACUGAACCUGACAAACUCUCCAAAAUUGCCCGUUUAGAAACCACCAUCCAAGAAUUAACCCAAGCCAAAACCCAAAUCAGCCAACAAACUCAAACUGAAUUCAGCACUCAAAAUAAAGGAACUCAAACCGAAUUAACCGCUGAACAAAUCACUAAAUUAGAACAGGAUAGUCAAACCUUUUUAAAACUUCUUCAAGCCACCGAGCAAGAAUUAACCAACACUAAAAAACAACUAACUCAAAUUCAAGAACAAUUAACUAACCAGAACCAAGAAAAAGUCCAACAAGACCAAAAAAUAACCCACUUAGAACAACAAAAAACCAAAAACGACCAAACCAUAACUUCUCAAAAAGAAACUAUCACUAAUUUACAAGGUCAAAUCGCAGUUAAAAAAGAUGAAUUGCAGCAAGCAAAAGAACAGAAUAAUAAAUUAUCCUCCGAACUAGAAACUGCCAAAGAAAAGAAUAAUACUUAUUUAGAAAAUAUUAAGAGUAAAGAGGGAAUUAUUAACAAUAAUAACCAACAGAUUAAACAAUUACAAACUUCUCAAACUGAAUUAACUAACACUAUUAAACAACUCCAAUCUAAAAUCAAACUCCUUGAACAACAAAAAGAAAAUUACCAAACUAAAUACGACCAAUCCAUUAAUUUUAUUAAAGAAAUCAGAGAAGAUUCUACUGAAAAACAACAAUUAGCCGAAAUAAGAAAACAAGCCAUCCAAGAAGCUGGUAAAUUAAAAAAAGUCGGUCAGGGCAAAGAAACUAACUCAGUAGAAGUAAUCUGCACUGAACAAGAUAUCUUCCAUUCUAAAAAAAGUAAAGUAUUUGAAGAAAAGGAAGCCAAAACCAUUUCCUAUUUGCUUGAAUUUGUUAUUUACAAGAAAGUCAUUCACUUAGAUAGUCGUUUUCUUUACCAACUGGCUAAAUUAGAAAGUUUGGAUAACCAUUAUCAUAGUGAAUAUAACUUAAAUCGCUUAAUUCACACCCUCGCUCAUGAAGUUACUCAUUGUUUAUUAGUCCAAGAAUUAGAGAGAUUACAAAAAGAUAAUAAAAAAUUAAGGAAUAAUGAUGGUGAAUUACUAACCAAACCAUUCUCAAAAUUGUCCGAAAAAUUGGAAAAACAUCUUAUUUAUUUGGAAGAAGUUAGUAAAAGACCAAAAGAUUUUAUUAUCCAAGAAGCCUUAAUCCAAUAUUUAGAGAAUGCCGAAGAUGUGGCGAAAUAUUAUAAAGAAGAAAGAAAAAAAGGAGAAAAGGGUUGCACCACGGAAGAAAUGUUAAAAGAGAUAAAUCUAAAAGAAAUAGGUGUUGGUUUACGAAUCUCCGAGGCAGUUAGUUUCGAUUUAUCCUUAGAACAUCAGCAAACUGAAUAUAAAAAUCUCUAUUUAUUAAGAGGCAAAGUUAAAGAAGAAAUGAAUAUUACUGAAAAUAUCGAACUAUCUCCUCAUACUCUCCGCCGUUGUUUUGCUACUCACCAAGCCAUUUCGGGAAUGCCAUUACCAGUUUUACAGAAAGUUUUAGGACAUAGCAAAGUAUCCACUACUGCCCUUUAUAUCCGAGAUGGAGAUUUAGUAACUAAAAUCAUUGAUGAACUCUUAUUAGAAACUAAAAAAGCCUUAGUUAAAGGUGAAGAAGUUAGAUUUUUGGGUUAUUUCUCCUUUAAAACUACCAUGACUAAACCUAGAAUAGCCAUGAACUUACAAACUAAAAAGAAGAUGAAAGUUCCCGCUAAAAAAGUUCCAAAGUGUAAAUUUUCGACUAAUCUAAAAGAAGCCAUUAUAGAGGGAAAAGAAAUUAAUUUUACGGUAGAAGAGGGAAAAAAUGGAGCCAAUGAUAAAGAUAGUUUAGAGCAAGUAAAAAACCCUAAAAGAGUGAGUGUUAUGGCAACUAAAACAAUUAAACUAAAACAAUUAAAUUUAAAUCCUUUGUCAGUGGCGAA
This is a messenger RNA of Funneliformis geosporum, 2048 nucleotides long. The record is from the annotation of a GenBank genome assembly. Lineage: Eukaryota; Fungi; Glomeromycota; Glomeromycetes; Glomerales; Glomeraceae.